GGUUGGGUCCGCUGCAAAAUGAUUCCGUGUAAGACAAACCGGAAACUUGUUUAGGUCCAGGUGGCUUCUUCAACGUUUUCAUCAUAUUGUUAAGCAGCCUGUGAACGUUUAUAAGACAUGGCUGCGUCUAAUUAUUCCUUGAAGGUUAACAGGGACCUGCUGGACCCCAACUUUGACAGUUACAGGCUGUCUCUGGACGCUAUUCCUACUUACAACGUAGAACUGGACGCUGCUGUGGAAGAAGUGAAGCUGAAGGAUGCUCAGUACACCCUGGAACACAUGCGUGCGUUUGGCAUGUACAACUACCUGCACUUAGACCCUUGGUAUGAGGACACGGUGCUGUUUGUGGACUGCAAAGGAAGGGUCCUCUGUCUCACUGUCACCCUAGACACGGCUCUGGGGAAGCCCAGAGAGGUUUUUCUUACAUCUGCCGAGUCCAGCGAGUGUGAGGGUCGUCUCUGUGCGUCCCUCAGCCUCACCUCAGCAACCUGGGCCGCUCUCUGUGAUGGCACCGGACGACUCUACCUCCUCCGGACUGGCAGGAGGGGGGCUGGUACCGACACAAAGUGGGAACCACUGUUCAGUGAAGACACGGGGGAGCCGUUCAUCAUCCUCCACAGCGUGUCUCACGUCCAGGCUGGAGUCCACAGCGUAGAGGUUCUGCUGCUCCGCAUCCAGAAGGACCCGGAGGAAACCACAGGAAGCGGAUACUCGGUCUGUCUGGAGUGGAUCACAGUCGCCAACGCUGCAGCUCAUGGUCAGGAGAAAAAGUACGAGGUGAAGAAGAGGAGGCUCCUCAGAGGGAAGUCGGUGCCUCAUUAUGCGGCGGUGGCGCCUCAGGGGAAGGGGCUGAUAGUGGCCUCGGAAAAACCCUUCAUCUUCACACAUGUGGACGGUCGACCUGUGGAGCAGCCAGACCUGGAACCCAUGGAGGUGGAGAAGACAGAUCCCAUUUACUUCUGGCAGCAGACGGCGGAGGACGUCACGGUGUGUGUGCGCAUGCCCGAGGGCGUCACCAAGGAGGAGGUGCGCUUCAGGCUGACGGCCGACACCAUCAGCGUUGCAGUUCAGGGCUUCUCUCCUCUGCUGGAGGGCCAGCUGUUCACAUCUGUAGACCCUGAGGCCAGCACCUGGAUCAUCAAAGACCACAAGAGCCUGGAGGUGACCCUGCAGAAGCGCGGUGAGGGGCCCACGUGGUCGGAGCUGGUGGUGGGCGACCGGAGGGGGGAGUAUGUGCUGAGCGAAGAGCAAGCUGCCGUCAUGCAUGAAAGACUGAAGCACCUCACGUCUGAAGACCUGAAUGGAAGCCCGGAUGGGGACAAGCCCCCUUGUAACUCCCAGGAGCUGGAGGACUGUGAUGGGUUCCCAGACGACAGCUCCAGUCUCACACAUUUUGACGGAGAGUCACUCAAGCCCACUCAGGUGGUGAACCUGAGCAGCCACCAGUACCUGUUCACGGUGGUGGCGGAGCCGGCCCAGAUGCCCUGUCUCUGCCUGCGGCACGACGUGGACGCGCUGGUGUGGCAGCCUCGACCCGAGCAGCCGGGGAACCUGUGGGAGCACGUGGCCACGUUCAACGCCCUGGGCUACGUGCAGGCGUCCAAGCGGGACAGAAAGUUCGCCACCUGCGCUCCGGACUUCUCCUACGCCUCGCUGUGUGAGUGCGUGCGCCGCGCCUUCAUCUACCGGCAGCCGGCGCCGGUGGACACCGUCCUCUUCAACAGGAAGCAGGGCCGCCAGGUGGGACAGGUUGCUAAGCAACAGGUGGCCAGCCUGGACGCCGACAAGCCCAUCCUGGGCUUCAGAGCCACCAAUGAAAGACUCUACAUCCUGACCCCCACGAACCUGUUUGUUCUGAAGGUCAAUAAUAAUUAGAUUUUCAAAAGCUCUUCAUGGGUCGUUCUGAGCGGAAGAUGUGUAACGUCCUGCAGGAACGUCAGCCUGCGCCGAUUGUGUUUCACCUUUUGAGAUGAAUCAUUCAGUCAUAAUCAACGGAAUCACAUUAUUUGACCAUAUUAACAGACACGUGUGCUGAGCAGCGAGUGUAAGUCCAAUAAAUAAAGGCUUCAGAUGUG
Betta splendens (Siamese fighting fish) is the source of this 2075-nucleotide messenger RNA. RefSeq names its product NudC domain containing 1 (gene nudcd1). The record is from RefSeq and is a predicted model, not a curated record. Lineage: Eukaryota; Metazoa; Chordata; Actinopteri; Anabantiformes; Osphronemidae. The transcript has 10 exons. Bases 118 to 1875 code for a protein of 585 amino acids.